Drosophila persimilis is the source of this 1964-nucleotide messenger RNA. It is a transcript of the gene swi2, whose product is annotated as protein singed wings 2. Lineage: Eukaryota; Metazoa; Arthropoda; Insecta; Diptera; Drosophilidae. The transcript has 5 exons. The coding region runs from base 255 to 1757 and encodes 500 amino acids. The record is from RefSeq and is a predicted model, not a curated record. Gene Ontology annotation, cellular component: plasma membrane.
UGAACUUCAAGCGCGCGAAGAGCAGCACACAGCAUAGAACCUACAUAGAUACUAGAGACACCCGCGGAUUGAGUGCCGAUUAAACACCGGAACGCUAUGCCUGCGGAGCGAAAUUAAAACAAUACUUAAUGAUGUACUUUAAAUUUCCCCAAAAUUUCGCCUACCAACGAUUGUGACAAUGGAAUAUUCCGAGUGAAAAUAUCAGAAUUUGCAUAAACAAUCUUAAAAUAGAGUUCCUGUGUUGAAAAGAGAUCAUGGCACGACGAACUAUCCGUGGGUGUAUGAACGAAAAGUGGGCUGUGAGCACCCUUUCGGUGCUCUUGAUGGUCUCGAUGAGACUCGUCCACGUCACCGCUGCUGACAGCAAUGAGACGGCAACGACGACAGCGAUUGAGGCCACACCGAGCACGACCAUGCGGAUGCCCACCGGCUACAAUCAGAGCUGCUUCAACUGGACCUCAGUGCCAGAGGCAGCGGGGGGCAACUGUUCCAGACUGACCCGGAGCGGACUCCUCAAAUGCUAUGGCGGCAUGAACAACCUGGGGGCAUUGGCGAAGCUGGGAAAGUCGCUGCCGGCCCAGCAAAUGCUGCUGUGCGGCUGGCCUAAGGACACAUCCAGGUUCCUGGGCGAGUUGCAAAAGCUGCCCAGGCUGCGAGUCCUGACCAUCGAGUACAGUGGGUUCACGGAGUUCGCCUUCGAAUUUCCCGAAAUGUCCUAUCUGCAGAGCAUCAACAUCUCGUGGACGAAUCUCUCCUACAUUUCGACACGCACCUUCAAGCGAGUGCACACUCUGAAGGUCCUGGAUCUGCGCUGGAACCAGCUUAUCCAGCUGGACGGUCCCCUGCUGCUCCCCCGCUCCUUUGAGCAGCUCUACCUGGCCGGAAAUCCCUGGAACUGCACGCGAAAUUUCAAGUGGAUGCUACUGCAGCCGGAGAAGGGGCGUCUCGUGGUGGACCGAGAUGAGCUCCUCUGCACCGAUCGCAAGUACAAGGAGCGCCAGAUGCUGCUGGUGAUGCACUACAAAUUGGAGCUGAAGAAGGAGUGCCAAUCGCAUCCGGACCUGAGGAACUGCACCUGCCUGAUGCACCACAUCCUGCCCAGGACCCAUAUUCCGCUCUACACGGUCAAUUGCUCCCACAUGCAAUUCCACAGCCUGCCCGCCUAUCUGCCGGAGAACACAACCACGCUGACCAUCAACGAUAAUCUGAUCAGCGACAUAAAUCCGCUACGGGAUAAUCCCCAUUACCGCCAUGUGGUGGAUGUGCAUCUGGAGAACAACCGCAUCUCCAAUGUGGACGACCUGGAGAACACGUUUUGGCUGCAGAACUUCCGCCUCUUCAACCUGCGUGGCAACAACCUGAGGAAGCUGCAUGUCUACGCACUGGACAAUGCGCUGAACGACAAUGAGAACGCCAAUCUGCUGUUGCUCAGCAAGAAUCCGUGGCACUGCACCUGCAAGUUUGGGAUGCGGCUGCGCGAGCUACUGAACCAGUACCGGGACAUUGUGAGGGAUGCCUGGAAUGUGACGUGCACCUACAUGCAGAACGACGAGCUGCGGCUGGCCAAGGUGCUGACCCUCACCCGCCAGGACAUGUGCAACGUGAGUGCGGAGAGUGGCACGCAGAUCCAUCCCAUCGACUGGCUGAACGGCGUGCUGGCCAGCCUCAUCAUCCUCAUUCUGGGAAAGCUUGCCUACGACUAUUAUCACUACAAGUAUUAUAACCGUGUUCCUUGGAUAGUCAUGAAGAUGCCGUGAUAGCCUUAAAUAGAUAUAGACAUGUGUAGAGUUAGAAGUAGGUGCUUGAGUCAUAGUUAUAGUUACAGAUACUUAGAAAAAGGCAUCUCAAAGACCUCAAAGUAUUUUCUCAAACAACGGUUUGAGCGGGUUUAUUUUGAAAAUCUACAAGUAGAUUCGGAUAUCAAUAUGGGAGUAUAUAGUAUAUGUAUUGUAUAUUGUGUAUAC